GAGGCCACGAGGCGAGAUUGAUCGCCGCGUCGCGAUCCCCAAAUCGGCGCUAGGGUUUAGGGUUUCCGAGGAAUCGAGCCGCCGCUUUGGAUCCCUCGUGGAUCGCGGUUGGGGGGAUGGACGGGGACGACGGCGCGGAGGCGGCGCAGCGGGAGGCGAUCGCGGCGAGGAUGCGCCGGGAGGACUACGGCGGCGCGAGGACGCUGCUGCUCGAGACGCUCCAGACCAACCCGAGGCUCGACGGCGCCUUCGAGAUGCUCUCCGUGCUCGAGGUCCUCUGCGCCGCCGCCGAGACGCGCGGCCGCCCCUUCCCCGGCCGCGGCGUGGACUGGUACAGGGUCCUCCAGGUGCUCCCCCGCGACGACGCUGCCAGGAUCGACGCGCGGUACAGGAGCAUCGUGCGCCAGGUGGAGCCGGUCAGGGACGACCUCCCCGGCGCCGAGGCUGCCCUCCGCCUCGUCAAUGACGCGUACGAUGUGCUGUCGGAUCCGGCGGAGAGGGCGCGGUAUGAUUCCAUGGUGGCACAUGCUGAGCUGUGGUGCGACGAUAUCUUACAGACAAAAGGGGUUUGUGGUACUGAUGGAUCAACUCCUGAUGAUCCGAAUCCAAAGCUGGGUAAAUUGAGCAACCUUGAUGCUGAGGAUGAUGCGGUGGCUGGCGUCGCAAAUAAUGUGCCUCCAUAUGGUCAAUACACUGACAGAUCGUGUUUGGAUGCAGUCAAUUGUUCAAAUGCAGCUAGCUCUUCUAGAACUAAGAGGACUGACCCGUGCUUUCUAGUUGGCGAUGAUGAUGAUGAUGAUGGUUUUCAGUUACCUGAUGAGAACCAUGUUGACAAGAAGCAAAAGAGUGUAUGUGAAAACGAUGUGCAUUGCGUGUCAUCACCCGACGAAGAUUUUCGCAGAUUGUCUGAUCCGCUGGAUUCCAGAGAAGACCAGCUUUGCUCUAGUACACAGUAUGACAUUCAUAAUUUUGAGAAUGAUAGGGGGAUAUUGAAUUUCGCUGCUGGUCAGAUUUGGGCAGCAUAUGACUGGGAGAAGUUCCCUCGCAGAUAUGCACGGAUAAACAAGAUUUUAGCUGACAAAGAGCAGCUAUAUGUUUCAUGGUUCAAACCAUCCCCACAAUCCCAUGAAGAGAACAGGUGGCUUAGUGCAAGCUUGCCAUUUGUUUGUGGAAUUUUCGUUGCAGAAGAAUGUCAAAUAUCGGCAACUUGUCCAACUAUGUUCUGUCAUCAGAUAUCUUCUGACAACUGGAAUCAUCAUCUUAAAGUUUAUCCCCAGCAAGGAGAGGUAUGGGCAAUCUACAGUGAUUGGGACAUUGGAUGGUGCAGUGACCCUGUGAUGCGGAAGAAAAGUCCCUUUUAUGUUGUAGAAAUCAUUACCAGUUAUUUAAAAGGCUUGGGUUGCACAGUGACAAAAUUGGUAAAUGUAGAUGGAUAUAAAAGUGUUUUCAGAAGGUGUCUAAGGAGUGAGAGAGAACAAUUAUUACAAGUCCAAAUUCACAAUCUCCUCAUGUUUUCUCACAGGAUCCCUUCAUUUACAUUUACUUGUGAUGUUGGAACAGUGUUUGAGCUUGAACAUUCCGCUGUUCCACAAAAUUUGCAGCAUGAAAAUACAUCAGCAAGUGUUGCUCCUUUGUCCCCACUUCAAGGUUUACAUGAUGUCUCAAAUGGCUUUCAUGAAGCUGCUGUCACGCACUUACCAGAGCCUUCAACCAGCAAAAUUGAUUUAGGUAAACCCCAGCAAGGAAUGACGAACUACAAUAAUAAGUUAUCACCUGAGCAUUUUGUGGAGGGGCAGAUCUGGGCUGUAUAUGAUGGUUGGGACAGAAUGCCACGAUCUUAUGUCAGAGUAAUCCGUGCUGUAUCCCAUACUGCAGUUUUUGUGUUGAAGUUGGAACCUCACCCUAUGCUCAAUGAAGAUAUACGGUGGGUUGAAGAUGGUCUACCAGUUGCUUGUGGGGUGUUUCGAACUGGUACGGAGACUACUUACAAGGAGAUGUCAGAAUUCUCUCAUCUGGUAGAGUGUGACUGGAGCGCAAAGAGGUCUUUCUAUCGAAUUUUUCCAAAGAAAGGGGAAAUAUGGGCAAUGUACAAAAACUGGAAGAUAACUUUCAGUAGUACUGACAUUGACAAAUAUGAACCUUGCAUGGUUGAGAUCCUCUCAGACUACUCUGAUGAAACUGGAGUCAAUGUAUGCAGGUUGUGUCGGGUAAAAGGCUUUUUGUCCUUUUUCCAGAGAGUAAUAGUGGAAGACUUCCAUUUGACAAGGUUGAUUUCAAGGUCUGAAAUGCUAAGCUUUUCCCAUCGCGUUCCUGCUUUUGUAGUGAUUGAAAUCAAAGACCGUGAUAUACCCAAAGGGUCAUGGCAUCUGGAACCAAAUGCCCUUCCUCUCAGGAAUAUUGUUUGACACAUGGGAAGUAGAAAAAAAAGUUUAGAGUUUAGAUAAUUGUAAAGACCGAAUGUUUGUUCCGAGUUUUAAUAGAAUCAUUGCCUUUAUUGUC
Molecule: messenger RNA, 2499 nt
Organism: Oryza brachyantha (malo sina)
Lineage: Eukaryota; Viridiplantae; Streptophyta; Magnoliopsida; Poales; Poaceae
Exons: 2
Coding region: 117-2405 (762 amino acids)
Source: RefSeq, a predicted model, not a curated record